Bicyclus anynana (squinting bush brown) is the source of this 4365-nucleotide messenger RNA. Its product is annotated as calcium-independent phospholipase A2-gamma. The coding region runs from base 495 to 2267 and encodes 590 amino acids. Gene Ontology annotation, biological process: arachidonate metabolic process. Gene Ontology annotation, cellular component: membrane. The record is from RefSeq and is a predicted model, not a curated record. Lineage: Eukaryota; Metazoa; Arthropoda; Insecta; Lepidoptera; Nymphalidae. The transcript is spliced from 10 exons.
UAUAAAACUUGUUGUAGUACACGCGCCGAACCAGUCUACAAUUUACUCCUGAUCAAAUAACAAGUUAAUUAUCUCUUGUGAAUACCCGAUAAAUAAGUUCAAACGAGGCAUAACUAUAGUGAACGUCGCAUUGUUUGUUUUGAUCUGCUUCUGUUGGUAACACUGAUCGUGCGAUUUGACGUCAUUGCGCUGUCAUUGAUCUAUUUUUAUUGUCGAAUUUUAAUUUAUUUGACUGAAUUUUGCGCGAAACUGUAGUGUUUUACUAGCAUCGAUAGAUAGAUCUAGCCUUGGGUGUGAUAACUGUGACGCUAGAACUCUGUGAAGGAAUAAUUACUUGGACUUAAUUGCAGUCAUAAGUUGCCUACGUGACUUGGGCUCGGACGCGAGUCGUUAUUCGAUAUUGUGGCUUAAAUACUUAUCUAAAACUGGUUUACUGUGUUAAUAAACUAUAACUAGUUAGAUUUAAGACGUUUUAGUAAAAUAAAGUGUUGAAAAUGUCGUCAUUAGGAGGACAGUGGCGUGUUAUAAGGCACUACCUCUCUAUGAGUAACUUGAAUGCUGAAGUAGAGAAAUUGGUGCAGAAAAUAAAGCCCGCCUCACCCGAACAAUGGGAAAAUUUAAUAAGGAAAUUUGAAAAAGCAGUCUCAGUAAAAUUGACCCAAACAGUAACAGAUGUUAAAAAAGAACCAAAAGCAAUAGACUAUAAAGUGCAUACAACCACAGUGGAAGAGACAGAUAAAGUAACAGACAGAUUGGGAGUUAAGGAAAAGAUAGAGCCUGUUGAACAGAAAAUAUCUCAAGAAGGACUGACUGUAGGUUCAGAAGCAAAGGAAAUCACCUUAGAAGGUCUUUGGGAAGGAUUCAAAUUGAAGAAGGAUCUACAUUUUGGAAAGAUAUCUGAGUCAAGCUGGAAAACAAAUAAGCCUAUUAUUACAAAGUCGUCCAUACAUUCCCGAACUGCAUAUGUGAUAUCUGCUAUAGUGACCGCGGAGACCUCAGAAUGUUUGUUGAAGAGGACUGAACACUUCAUAGAGCACUUGCAACAGUAUCCAGAGGCCAGGGACUAUGCUAUCAAAGAGGGUGCUGUCAGAGCACUGUUGCGAGUGCAACACAAAUUGAAGGGUAAUUUAGAAGAUUCGACCACUAAACAUGUUAAAGGAAUUGUCAAUGAGGCACUAGCUUUAAUGGGUUACACGGGCCCAACAAAGAGCAGAGGUCCGAACAUACUCUCCAUAGACGGCGGAGGCAUUAGAGGGAUCAUCGCGAUAGAGAUCCUGAGGCACUUGGAGCGGCUGACGGGGCGCCGGGUGCAGGACCUGUUCGACUACAUCGUCGGCGUCAGCACUGGGGCCAUCAUUGCUGCUGUGAUCUCUAGCGGCGUGGGCAACCUAGACACAGCCAACCAAAUGUAUCACACACUGUCAAAGCAGAUGUUCGGCAAUACCUCUCUAAUUGGUGGCACCAGUCGCCUAGUGUGGACGCACUCGUACUACGACACGGACGCGUGGGAGAAGAUGCUGCAGGACAACUUGCAGGACUGCACGCUCACCGAGUGCAACAGGCACGACACGCCCAAGAUGGCGCUGGUGUCGUGCGUGGUGAACUCGGGCUCGCGGCUGGCGCCGUUCCUGUUCCGCACGUACGAGUGCGGGUUCCGCGUGCGCUCCGUGUUCGCGGGCAGCUCGCGCGCCAAGCUGUGGCACGCCGUGCGCGCCUCCGCCGCCGCGCCCACCUACUUCACCGAGUUCCGGCUGCAGGGCUUGCUGCACCAGGACGGUGGCAUAAUGGUCAACAACCCAACUGGCGUGGGGCUCCACGAAGCCAAGCUGCUAUACGGAGACGCAGUCAAGAACGGCACAGUGAUAUCCGUGGGCACUGGCCGGGCACUCAACAAGCACCUGGACUACCAGCUCAUGAGUAAGGGGCUGGCCAAGGAGUCCCCCGGGACCAGCUGGAAGGACAAGUUCAACAAGAUCUUGGAUUCAGCCACUGAUACUGAAGGUGUCCACCUAGUUGUCAACGAUCUACUACCACCAGGCAACUAUUACCGUUUCAACCCCCCGCUGAUGGAAGAGUGUGCAAUGGACGAGAUCAACCCCCAAAAGUUGCAGAACAUGGUGACGGACACCAUGGCCUACAUACGGAGGAACCAGCACAAGUUCGAACAGGCAGCAGCCAUGCUCACCAGAGAGAGGACCAUCUCGCAGAAGAUCAUGGACUACGUACAUUACCGAUCUCAGUUGAUGGGUGUCACCCAUGCUAACUGACGUACUGCGAAUCAGCAAGAGUUUGACUCUUGCUGAUUUUGUUGGAACAUAAGAGAGAGAGAUUUUUUUUAUUUCAAGAGAGUGAUAGUGGGAGAGAAAAGAGAGUGGUGGUUUGUUAUGAAUGAUUUUUACUGGUUUCGGUUGAUGGAUAUCAUCCAUGCUAACCGGCAAAUAGCUAAUUGGCAAGAGUUUGAGUCUUACUGAUUUUGUUAAAACAAAAUACGAGAGAGAGUAUUAUAGCUGAAGAGAGAAAAGCGAGUUGUUUGUUAUAAACUGGUUCACUGGUUUUGGUUGACAGAUAUCAGCCAUGCUAGCUGACAUACUGUAAAGUAUUCAAGUCUUGCUGUUGCUUAUUUUGUUAAAACAUAAUAGAGAGAGUAUUAUAGCCGGAGAGAGAAAAGAAAGCAGUUGUAAGAUGCUAUCUAACGCAUAAUCUUGUUAGAAUAUGAGAGAGUUAUUAUUUAAGUGGAAAAAGAGAGAAUAGUAGUUUUUAGUAUUUUUUUUUCUAUUAGAAUUCAAUUGAUGCGUAGCACCCAUACUGACGCAUUGCGAAUCUGCAAGAGUUCUAAUCUUACUGAUUGUAUUGGGAAAACAGAGAAAAAGGAAUAGUAUUUGCUUUUGAUGACUUUUUUGAUACCAAUUUAUUUGAUGAAGAAUAUAUCUCAUAUUGGGAAUUGGAUAGAGUACUCAAACUCUCGCAAUUCUGAUUUUAUUGAAAUAUGAGAAAGAAAGAGUAUUAUUAAGAUGAUAAUGAAAGAGACGACAAGUGACGUUUUGCGUUUAUCUGGAUUUGUUAAAAAAUAUCAAACAAAAUCACGAUAUACUAAUAAAACCGGGAGCGCAGCUCUUUCGCCUUUCGCAGAUGUUUAUAUAAAAUCAUCAAAGAUUUUCUACUAUUAGAUAUCUUACGUGACUACAAAGUGGUCCGAAUUUAGCUACUCUACUACUUGAUGUGAUGACACAUGCAUAAUUUUGUGUUAUUUUGAUUAUAUGUAUAUUUAGGUAUAUACUCAAUUUAUGUGUAUUAUUUCAAUAACUUUCGUUGUUUAUAAUUUUAUUUAUUUUUUUGUCCGCCUCAGUUUCGAAGUGAUAGUGACAUUAUCUGUAGUAUAAAAUCUUUGAAAAUCAUCGAUAAAUUAUUGUUAAAUGUAGGGCAGGAUUUUCUCCGACUUCUUUAGUUGAAGUUGAGGGUUGAUUGUGGGGAGAUUUGUCUUGCAUUUAUUAUUAAUAUUGUAAGUGAUAUUUAUAAUGAUGUAAUAGCACUUAUAAAGUGUUUUUAUGCGCCUUAAAUAGUACACAUUAAUUUGUUAUUGUGAUAUGUAAAAAAUCGAAUUUAAUUUGUAUGGCAAUUUUUGAAUUGCAAGUAGUGUUAUCUAGUGAAUGUUACUUUUUGUGUCAUUUAAUUCUGAAAAAAAAUAAAGGAAUUUUUAUUUCUUAAAAGUAUAGCGCGACUUGUAAUUUGUUGAUACUUGAAAUAAUUUACUUAUUAUGUAAUAAAAAAUUAAUAGUUUAAUAGAUAAGAUAGUUUAGUUUUGUGCUAUAAAAUAGCUUGUUGGAAUCAACUUUAAACAUUCUCAUAUAUCUUCACUAUUAGAUGUAGUUAUAUUAAAAUACAUAUUUACCUGUAAGAAGUCACAUUUAGAAAAUAGUUAUGUACAUUAAAACAAUGCUUAAUGUUGUAAAUGAAAUAAUAUAAAAAUUUUGUUUCUUUGCUGAUUUAUUUGGCAGUACACAAAACCUGCAGAAAUAAAAUAGACAAACUAACUAAAUGGAAUUGUUAAUCUAAUUUCAUAGCUAAAGAUGUACACAUAAGAAAAACACCUUUAGUUAAGAUUUCCUGCAAUAAAUAUAUAGACACCAUUAAUUAUAUUAUAACUCUAGUAAUUAUUGUGAAUCUGUUAAUUAUUAUGUGCAAUAUUUAAAGGAAAGUUAAAAAUAAAUAUGUAAAUGUUGAAUUUAUACUUAAAACGAAAUUUAUUGGACUUAGUUGUAGUUUUUAGAAAUAAAUUAAAAUAUACUGCAGCUCGUAAUAAGAUAUACUGCAGCGGAUAUUUCUAGUCAUUUGUAAUUUUAUCAAAGAAAUAUAAUAUCAAAUGUA